Molecule: messenger RNA, 1628 nt
Organism: Zingiber officinale
Lineage: Eukaryota; Viridiplantae; Streptophyta; Magnoliopsida; Zingiberales; Zingiberaceae
Product: growth-regulating factor 5-like
Exons: 3
Coding region: 247-1464 (405 amino acids)
Biological process (GO): DNA-templated transcription; developmental process; regulation of DNA-templated transcription
Cellular component (GO): nucleus
Molecular function (GO): ATP binding
Source: RefSeq, a predicted model, not a curated record
UUUCUCGUUUGUCUGAUACAGAAGACUGCCACCGCCAUCUCUCUCUCUCCACCGCACCUUUCCUUCUCCUUUCCGCCCCCAAAUGGCGAAGCUUCGUAAGUCCCUCGUCGCCGGAGGAUGGCUCAACCUUCCAUCCUGCCUCCGGCCAUGACUGAGUUUGGGGGCCUCCUCCUUGCUCUUUCCUCUCCUCUUAUCGAUCUGCUGCUUCUAGCCUCCCUUUAGGUUUGUUCUGUGGUCGCGGCGCCGAUGAACAUCUACGAGGCGGCGCUUGGGGGCCCUCGCCCUUUCACGGAGGCUCAGUGGCAAGAGCUGGAGCACCAGGCGUUGAUCUUGAAGUAUCUGAUAGCAGGCAUGCCUGUGCCGCCGGAGCUCAUCGUUCCCAUUCGGAGAAGAUUCGAGGCUUUGGACGGACGAUAUUAUCACCCUUCUCUGAGUUACUAUUCCUACUAUGGAAAGAAACCAGACCCAGAACCAGGGCGGUGUCGUCGAACUGAUGGAAAGAAGUGGCGCUGCUCUAAGGAUGCAUAUCCUGGCUCCAAGUAUUGUGAGCGUCACAUGCACCGUGGUCGCAACCGUUCAAGAAAGCCUGUGGAAUCACAAACUGUCUCCCAAACUCAGAAUACCUCAUCAACUUUGACAUCCCUUUCUCCCUCCAGUAACAAUGCAAGUGGGAGUGGUCUUAGGAACCUUCAGAACAUCACCAUGCAUUCGACUGCUGGUCCAGUUACUCAUAGUCCAUGCAUCAGUGUUACCAGCUCAACUCAGCUGCCAUUGGGCACUGGCACCGUGAGUAAUAGGUACGUUGCUGGUCUUAGAGCUGAUGUGGAUGAACACAGCCUCUUUACAGAAGCCUCUGACAGUGCAAGGGUCCCUGGGGUGGACUUAUCGGCUGACAACUCAUGGCAGUCGACGCGGUUGACAUCACGGUCACCCACAUUUUCUCUGUCAAAAUUGCAGGAUUCUUCUCUUCUGCAGAAUGCGUACCCUCAACUUCAGUCACUGCAAAAUAUUGGCCAAGUUACCCUCCCCUCACUAUCUCGACAACGCCAAGUUCAUUCUUUAUUUGGAAGUGAUUUCAGUUUAACAGAGUCUGCAAAACACGAAACUCAGUCCCUCAGACCCUUUUUUGAAGAAUGGCCCAAAGCAAGGGAUUCUUGGCCAGACCUGGAGGAAGGUAGAUCAAACCGGGCCUCAUUUUCCACGACCCAGCUCUCCAUGUCAUUUCCAAUGACCUCACCCAACUUCACCAGCAUCUCUUCCAGAUCACCUAAUGGUGGGUUUCAUUCCCCAACCAUGUUUGCACUGCAGAAUAGUUUACAGAUAAGUAUGUUCUUUUUUUUUUCUUCUCAUAUCCCUUAUUCUGUAAUUUUACUUCUCCAGAAGAUUGAGAGGGAGGGUAUCUUGAACACCUCCAGUCCACUGAAUCUACGAAGAGCAUCUGUUUGGUAUUAUCUGAGAUUUUAAGCAGUGUAAUCAACCAUAUACUUGAGCUGGGAACUCUUAUUCUGUGCUAUUAUCUUGCACUGUAAUAUUCCAGGAAACUGGGUGCAAGAAAUUUUGUAACUAGUUAGACAGUUAUUCACUUCCAAGCUUGUUUCUGAGAAUUAAACCCAAUGGUGCCUUUUUUA